Messenger RNA from Dioscorea cayenensis subsp. rotundata (Guinea yam), 1355 nucleotides. RefSeq lists its product as uncharacterized. The transcript has 2 exons. The record is from RefSeq and is a predicted model, not a curated record. The coding region runs from base 262 to 1179 and encodes 305 amino acids. Lineage: Eukaryota; Viridiplantae; Streptophyta; Magnoliopsida; Dioscoreales; Dioscoreaceae.
UGCCGGAACUUGGGGAUUAUUCUCCGCUAUUUUGGAAAAUUUUAUCCAAGGUCCGGGGAAACCCUAAUUUCAUCAUGCACUCACAAUGAUGAGUGAGUUUCAAGAUUUGAUCUUUGAAUCAUCUGUUAGUGUAUAAUUGGAGAAUUGGGAGGCUAAAUGUUGUCAAUAGUAUGAAGAGUGUGAGGAGGUGGUGGAAUUGGUGAAAUUUUGUUGAGAUGGAAUUGUGGAAGUGAGGAUUUAGUAGAGGUUUAAGAUCGUCAAAUGGAUUCUUUGGAUAUCAACACAAGAUUGCCUCCGAGAAAGCGUUUGCUAGCGGGACUUAGGAAGGAGAAUUCGGACUUUGAUUUCUCAAUACCUUCUAGCCGUUUAUUUGAUCGUCUUCGUAGUCUGGUGAAGUCAGGCAAUUCGUCUCCGGAGGAGAUCAUGGAGGCAUCCAAGUUGGCAGCUUCGGCAGCAGCUGAGGCUGCGGCUUUGGCCAAAGCUACUGCAUUGGAGAAAGCUGCUGCGGCUGUGAAGGCCAGGGAUGUUGCUAAGAAUGCCUUAGAAUUGUUGACUUGCAUUUCAGAGAACGAACUUGUGAAAAAGGGUUGUGUGAGUAGAAUGAAAUUAAAGAAGAAGCAUGUCCCCAUUAAGCUCUUGUACAAAAAUAAGCAGUUUGUGGGGAGUGGUGAAACUGAUGAAGAAUUAGCAAAGAGGUUGCAUCGUGCUAUUAAUAGCUCACCAAGGAUCACAAAUAAUUCUCAUAAGAAGCUUGAAGGUUUAGAUAAAGAUGGGAAGUUGUCUUCGGAUAAAUUAGAUGAUGAGACUAUUGUAGUGUCUAAUGCUCACAUCUUGCAAAAAGAAGAGGAAUCAAAUUACCUGAUGGGAAAUCCUGUUGGUAAGAAAGCCAAAAUCAAACGGCUAAGCCAGUGUGAUGUGAAAGAUCAGAGACCUAAAGAAAUGCUAGUAUCAAAUGUUAAGGUAUUAACUGAAGAAGAAAGAUUGAACUCUGAUGAGAAAAACUUACUUCUGACUGAUAUAGAAAAUUCAAAUGGAGUUGAGGUAUCCUCUAAAAUUUCAUCUAUGUGGCAGUGCAAGAAAUUGAAGGUGUCACAUUGUUCUUCAGAUGGGAAAAUUUUGCACUCUCUGUGUUCAAAUCCAACUGCAAGUAAGACUACUACUCUGGUUAAAGUGGAUUGAUGAGGAUUUUGGAUUUUGUUUCUUGAUUUUUUUUUUUCUUGGUGGCUUUUGAGCUUGCUCAUGUUAAUUUGCUGUGACAUUGCCUUAGUUUGUCCUUGUAAAAUUGCUAUCCACAAAUAAUGUUGGUUAUCUUACUAUCAUAUUUUGUUUUGUUAUAUGUAAAUAUAUUAUAUUGU